Aspergillus fumigatus Af293 is the source of this 516-nucleotide messenger RNA. RefSeq lists its product as uncharacterized. The transcript is spliced from 2 exons. The coding region runs from base 1 to 516 and encodes 171 amino acids. The record is from RefSeq and is a predicted model, not a curated record. NCBI's taxonomy places the organism in Eukaryota, Fungi, Ascomycota, Eurotiomycetes, Eurotiales, Aspergillaceae.
AUGUCUACGGACCAGUACACGAUAAGAGAAUGGGAGCGGAUCUCCUAUCUCUGCCCACAGUCAAGCCAGGAGCACGUUCGGGAGGUAUGGAAUCUGAUCCUUAAACCCCUCUUCCCUCAUGUACCGACUGGUGGUAAGUGCUUCACCGUGACAGAUGAGGAUAACCAGGAUAGAUUUCCCCAGAUCGCGGUUACCCAUCUGAAUGGACGAUUUCCAACCCUCCCACUUUUCAAGGUUUGCUGCAUCGGAUUUGCCGACCCAGAUAUGGAUAUGUGGAAGGUCUUGGAAGAAGCAGUUGAGCUUGAUCUACUCGAGGCGUCGAGCGUUUUGGAGGGAAAGCCUCGGGCAAGUCUUUUUGCGGCUAUUGCAGUUGGUCCGCUGGUACGUUUCUACAGACUGGACGAGGAGGACUAUUUUUGCUAUGUUGAGCAUCGCGACCGAGAUGCGUACGACGUUCACAGGGAUUUCGACGUCAUUGUCGAACAUCUGCUCCAGAUUUGGGGCGCGAUGGCGUGA